Molecule: messenger RNA, 1617 nt
Organism: Dioscorea cayenensis subsp. rotundata (Guinea yam)
Lineage: Eukaryota; Viridiplantae; Streptophyta; Magnoliopsida; Dioscoreales; Dioscoreaceae
Product: hydroxyproline O-arabinosyltransferase 3-like
Exons: 8
Coding region: 184-1212 (342 amino acids)
Molecular function (GO): glycosyltransferase activity
Source: RefSeq, a predicted model, not a curated record
CAUCUAUUUUCUUAUAUAGAGAAACCCUCAAGACUCCCAGAAAAAACCCCUCUUACAUUCUUUCGUCAUCGCGUCUCCGCUAUGAAGCGUUGAAUUCUCUCGAGCGCAUCUCCUCCAGGGUUGUUGAAGUCUGGAUCUAGGAAAUAGUUUGUAGUGGUGAAGGACUUGGUGGAUGAGAGCGAGAUGAUCGGGAGGAAGAGCAUUGGGCGGGCGUCUCCGCUCUUGCUGAUUCUCGUGGCGUUGGCAUCCUUCUUGGUGACCUACAACCUUGUAAUCUUGGUUAUUCAUAACCGGCCGAGGGAGGAGCAGACCCCGUUGGUUGACGAUCCUGUAAUUCAGAUGCCCACCGAUCUGAAAAGAUCUGGGCGAACGAGAAGGCCUUUCCAUGUGGCUGUCACGGCGACGGAUGCGCCUUACAGCAAGUGGCAGUGCCGGAUAAUGUAUUAUUGGUAUAAGAAUAUGAAGGACAAGAAGGGUUCGGAGAUGGGUGGUUUCACAAGAAUUUUGCACUCUGGGAAGCCCGAUAAUCUAAUGGAUGAGAUCCCUACCUUUGUUGUUGAUCCUCUUCCUGCUGGAAUGGAUCAGGGUUACAUUGUAUUGAAUAGACCGUGGGCUUUUGUUCAAUGGCUAGAAAAAGCAACAAUUGAAGAGGAUUACAUACUAAUGGCAGAACCAGAUCACGUCUUUGUUAAACCUUUGCCUAACUUGGCUCGUAGAAGUUAUCCAACAGGUUUCCCAUUUUUUUACAUCAAACCGUCUGAGCAUGAAAAGUUACUAAGGAAGUUUUUCCCUGAAGAGAAGGGUCCUGUGACAAAUAUUGACCCUAUUGGUAAUUCUCCUGUCAUUAUUCAAAAGUCCCAAUUGGAAAAAAUUGCUCCUACUUGGAUGAAUGUCUCUCUGAGGAUGAAAGAUGAUAAAGAGACUGACAAAGCUUUUGGAUGGGUACUAGAAAUGUAUGGAUAUGCUGUUGCCAGUGCAUUACAUGGAGUGCAACAUAUUCUUCGUAAAGAUUUUAUGAUACAGCCUCCUUGGGAUUUGAAAUUGGGGAACACAUAUAUCAUUCACUAUACAUAUGGAUGUGACUAUUCUUUAAAGGGUGAUCUAACAUAUGGAAAAAUUGGUGAAUGGCGCUUUGACAAAAGAUCAUACCUUCGUGGUCCACCACCAAGAAACCUCUCUUUGCCACCUCCAGGAGUUCCUGAAAGUGUGUGAUGAAACCAGAACAAAUUGCUCAACUAGAUGCUUCACUGAUUUGGUGCAGGUUACACUUGUAAAGAUGGUAAAUGAAGCGACUACUAACAUCCCCGGAUGGGACGACUAAAGAUAACUCUCACUUUGAAGGAUACUGCACUAGGGAAACUACUUGUGUGGUUUCGGUCAGAUACUGCAUUCUGCAAGUAAGAAUUAUAGAAGCCACAGAAUACAUGUUUAGGGGAGGUGGAGGGUGCACAGCAUUUUUAUUUUUAUAUUUUAUUUUUGGUGUUAAAGUAAACCUUUUUCUGUGAGAUAUUUGAUGGUGUUUUUUUUUUCUGUUCUCUUUAUUUGCCUGCGACAGGCUUGUCUUGCAAUGUAGGUUAUGUUGACGUAGAUGCUAAGUAGGGUUAAAACUUAUUUUCA